This is a messenger RNA of Peronospora matthiolae, 330 nucleotides long. The record is from the annotation of a GenBank genome assembly. Lineage: Eukaryota; Oomycota; Peronosporomycetes; Peronosporales; Peronosporaceae.
AUGUUGGAGGUAAAAGACGACAGCUUUCACGUCACAUGUGAAGGCUACUCCCAUCUGAGUGACUCAGAAUCGGAGGAAGUCGGCCGCAUGAGUGUGCUCAUGGGCGUACCCGCCAUCAGUGGUAUGCUGGAGUCUCUAAGCAGAGAACAGCAACAUGCUGCUAUCAACAAGCUCCUACAAGGGGAACUUGCCGUCAGAAGACAGAUGAUAGCCUUGCUACAACAGCAAGGCUCUCAUCAGUCGAUGGGCGGACCGACGCACACGUGUCGACCCGAAAUCUUUAAGAUUGAUAUCUCAAUGUACAAGGGUACCGAUGAAGAUCUCUUUUGA